CCUCAGCUUUCGGUCCAGACCCCGAGCUGGUGUGGAGCUGAGGCCCAACAACGUUCGCGCAAGAGGAAAGCCGGAAGUCUCCGCCGGCUGCCGGAGGCCGCGGCUACCGCACUGCCGAACCCCCACCUUCCCCCGCCUCCUGGGGCGCCCCCGGGGUGAUCCCCGAGUCCCCCUCGCCGGAAACGGAAGUGCGUGUCGGCCGGAUCAUGGCGACUUUCGCCGACCUGCCGGACUCGGUCCUGCUGGAGGUCUUCUCUUACCUCCCGGUCCGGGACCGGAUCCGCGUCUCCAGGGUCUGUCACCGCUGGAAGAGGCUGGUGGACGACCGGUGGCUGUGGCGACACGUCGACCUGACCCUGUAUACGAUGCGGCCUAAAGUCAUGUGGCACCUCCUUCGCCGCUACAUGGCCUCUCGGCUUCAUUCCCUGCGCAUGGGCGGCUACCUGUUCUCCGGCUCCCAGGCCCCCCAGCUGUCCCCUGCCCUGCUGAGGGCCCUGGGCCAGAAGUGCCCCAACCUGAAGCGACUCUGCCUGCACGUGGCUGACCUGAGCAUGGUGCCCAUCACCAGCCUGCCCUGCACCCUGAGGACCCUGGAGCUGCACAGCUGUGAGAUCUCCAUGGCCUGGCUCCUCAAGGAGCAGGACCCCACGGUGCUCCCCCUGCUCGAGUGCAUCGUGCUGGACCGCGUCCCCGCCUUCCGCGACGAGCAUCUGCAGGGCCUGACCCGCUUCCGUGCCCUGCGCUCGCUGGUGCUGGGCGGCACCUACCGUGUGACCGAGACGGGGCUGGAUGCGGGCCUGCAGGAGCUGAGCUACCUGCAGAGGCUGGAGGUGCUGGGGUGCACCCUCUCGGCCGACAGCACCCUCCUGGCCAUCAGCCGCCACCUCCGGGACGUGCGCAAGAUCCGGCUGACCGUCAGGGGCCUCUCUGCCCCCGGCCUGUCGGUCCUGGAGGGCAUGCCGGCCCUGGAGAGUCUGUGCCUGCUGGGCCCGCUCGUCACCCCGGAAAUGCCUUCCCCGGCUGAAAUCCUCUCCUCCUGCCUCAACAUGCCCAAGCUCAGGGUGCUCGAGCUGCAGGGGCUGGGCUGGGAGCGCCAGGAGGCCGAGAGGAUCCUGUGUGAGGGGCUGCCCCACUGCAUGGUCAUUGUCAGGGCCUGCCCCAAAGAAUCCAUGGACUGGUGGAUGUGACUGCACCACCCGUCCCCGAGACCCGUCUCAGCUUUCAUUAACGAGCCCCAGCCCCUGUGAGCAGCACCUUGCAGACGGCAGUGAUCAGCCUGAAGGCCACAGGUAAAGACAGCCGAGGCCUUGGGACCUCCAGACAAUUGGAAUCAUUGUUUGCAGGCUGUGUGGCCUCUGUGACAUCAGCCAGCCUCUUGGAAGCCCGGUCCCCACAUCUACAAAUGGGGAAGACCAUAACUACCUCAUGGAUAUGUUGCAAAGCCUUACUCUUUACUGGCCCCAGGCCUGAGAAGGUCUUCGACAAAGGGUGAUUCUCAGGGUCAUCGGCAGUGGCAGGACAGAAGCAGAAGGGUGGAAUUAGGAGUUGGAGGGACCUGAGGGGCCAGACCCCUUAGGAACCCCGGAAGGAUUGUCUAUGUGCACCCACACACCUAUACGCCAUUGACAUACCUACAUGCACCUGGGGGACAUGGAGAGAAAGGGCAGGUGUGACUCAUGCUUUGAUGAUCAAAACAUCAAUAAAGGUUCUAAAUUAUGUUUUCUAUAUUUUGUAUUUUCCAAGUUUUCUACAGUAUAUAUUAUUUUGCUAUUAAAGAAAAAUAAUUGUUUUUUUCAAAA
Diceros bicornis minor is the source of this 1799-nucleotide messenger RNA. RefSeq names its product F-box and leucine rich repeat protein 12 (gene FBXL12). The transcript is spliced from 3 exons. Gene Ontology annotation, cellular component: SCF ubiquitin ligase complex. Lineage: Eukaryota; Metazoa; Chordata; Mammalia; Perissodactyla; Rhinocerotidae. The record is from RefSeq and is a predicted model, not a curated record. Gene Ontology annotation, molecular function: protein binding. Gene Ontology annotation, biological process: positive regulation of protein ubiquitination; SCF-dependent proteasomal ubiquitin-dependent protein catabolic process. Bases 207 to 1187 code for a protein of 326 amino acids.